AUGGCCUCCCUUCGCACCAGGAUUGCGAUCUGGCUUUGGGGACCAGAACCCAAGGAUCGUGAGCUGUUGGCGAAACUCGAUGUGACUCUUCUUCCCUAUUUUUCCUUGAUCUGGUUCCUUUUCGGUGUGACUCGCGCCAGUUAUUCCUCGGCCUAUAUCAGUGGCAUGAAAGAGGCUCUCAAUUUCCAAGGGAAAGAAUACAACUAUAUGAGUACCGCGUACUUGGUCGUUUAUGCAGUGUGCCAGAUGCCGGGAACUAGUCUUUUGACUAUCGUGCGACCUAAAUAUGUCUUCGUUACUGCCAAUGUGACAUGGAGUGUGUUGACCCUCAUCACGUACAAGAUGACUCGCGCGUGGCAGGUCAUUCUAUUGAAUGCGAUCGAGGGAGGGUUCUCGGCUAUUGCAUAUGUCGGGGCCCAGUUUAUUCUAGGCUCAUGGUAUAAAAAGUCCGAGCUCGGUAUUCGGGCAGCGGUGUUCUGUGUGUUUGGGCACAUUGGUAGCAUGGCUGGUGGCUGGAUCCAGGCAGGACUGCUGCAGGCGCUGGCAGGCAAGGGUGGUUUGCCCGCUUGGAAAUGGAUUUUCAUUAUCGUCUCGGUAAUCACUGUCCCAGUGGCACUGUUCGGCUGGGUUUUCAUCCCUGAUCUGCCAGCACACCGUGCUGCUUGGUACCUCAAUGAUGAGCAAAAGGAGCAUGCUGUUACUCGGCUAGGUUCUCCACGCAAGGAGUCGUGGGAUAUGACUGUAUUCAGACGUGUGCUUUUGAGCUGGCAGUUCUGGCUAUUGCCAUUCAUUUUCAUGCUCUAUUCUCUCUCUGUUCAAAUGCUACAGAACAAUGUCAUGGCCUAUUGGAUGGCCGGACAAGGCUACUCAACUAUCCAGCAGAACAACUAUCCCACAGGCAUCUACGCAACCGCCAUCGUCGGCACCGUCCUGUACGCAAUCAUAUCCGACAAGCUCAAAUCACGCUGGGAAGUGUCCAUCGCCAUCGGCCUGACCUUCGUCAUCGGAUCCGCCAUUCUGGUAUCAAAUCCGCCCACGGAUGCUGGCUACUUUGUAGCAUUCUAUCUGCUAGGAACCACUUUCGCACCCCAGGCAGUCUGGUAUUCGUGGCUAGCCGACGUGACAAGCCAUGAUUUCCAGCUUCGUGCUAUUUCAACUGGAUUCAUGAACUCGUUCGACUUUGCAUUUGUGACAUGGUGGCCAUUGAUAUUCUAUCCCGCGACUGAUGCGCCGGAUUUCCAUAAGGGAUAUAUCGCCAGUCUGAUAACGGGGGCUUUGACCCUACCGCUCAUCGGGGUAAUUGCUUAUUUGGAGAAAAGAGACACGGCUCGCGGUGUUAUUGGGAGGGUUGCGGUGGAUGACUCUGUUGAUGAUGAUGGCGGUUCGAGGGAUGACAACCCGAGCAAGCUGCUAAAUCCGCCAGUCAACGUGCGGGCUAGAGAGGUUGAUGUUUAA
Penicillium cataractarum is the source of this 1455-nucleotide messenger RNA. Its product is annotated as pantothenate transporter. Bases 1 to 1455 code for a protein of 484 amino acids. The record is from RefSeq and is a predicted model, not a curated record. Gene Ontology annotation, biological process: pantothenate import across plasma membrane. The transcript has 4 exons. Gene Ontology annotation, cellular component: plasma membrane. Gene Ontology annotation, molecular function: pantothenate transmembrane transporter activity. Lineage: Eukaryota; Fungi; Ascomycota; Eurotiomycetes; Eurotiales; Aspergillaceae.